AUGUCCUAUCCUCAAGUUGCCCGUGAAGGAUACCUUCAGCGAUUAACCACAAUCCUUAAAAGAUGGAAGUCGUCCUAUUGCUACUUAUAUCAUACUGGAGAAUUCGUUUAUCAUGAAAGCCAUGGUGGUAAUGUUGACGGCCGAAUUUACACUAAAAAAGGAGGCUUAGCUGUCUACAGUGGAAUCAGUUAUCAAUCGCCUCGAAAACCUGAAGGUGUUGAUUAUUAUAGCAUGCUUGUUUUUGUCGAAAAUAAUGGUACAGAAACUUACUUUUUGUGUAAGGAUGCCGAAGACGCCCGACAGUGGAAAGCUGCUCUAGAUUAUCAGUUAGGAAAUGGUACCAUGCCUCAACCUGGCACUGCCUAUCCUGGCGCAGCGCCACCACCUGCUGUUGGAAGUGGACCUGCACCACCUGGUUUUACAGCUGGAGUUCCUCCUCCAUAUCCAGGACAGCAGCCAUCAACUACUUAUCCAUCACAACCACCAAGUGCUUAUCCAAAACAACCACCAAGUGCUUAUCCAACACAACCACAAACCGCUUAUCCAACACAACCACCGGCGGCUUAUCCGGCUGCUGGACAGCCACCUGUAGUAGGAGCCCAAUACCCGUCUUAUCCUGCUACUCAAGUACAAUAUCCAGGUGUAACUCCAACAAAUGUUGCUUCAACCACGACAGUUCACGUACAUGCUGGCUAUCCUCGUCGCCAUGGACAUUCAAGUGUGGGUGGCUUUGGCGUUGGUCUAGCUUUAGGAAACACCAUCAUGUGGUAA
Molecule: messenger RNA, 771 nt
Organism: Trichoplax adhaerens
Lineage: Eukaryota; Metazoa; Placozoa; Uniplacotomia; Trichoplacea; Trichoplacidae
Exons: 6
Coding region: 1-771 (256 amino acids)
Biological process (GO): regulation of cell differentiation
Cellular component (GO): membrane
Source: RefSeq, a predicted model, not a curated record